AUGAUCCCAGAAGAUGAAUAUCUCUUGGGAUUGGAAGCUUGCAAACAUAACUUACAUGGAAGAAUCAUAUGGCCAAAAGGAUCAACUCCCAUCACUGUGCAGCAGCUGAAAACUAAACUACAAGAGAUUUGGAGCUCUCUACCAAAAUGGGGGGUAACUUUGUUAGGUAAGGGGUUCUACGAAUUCUCUUUCUCUAGCCUUGAAGAUGUUAGACGUGUUCGCUCUUCGCCUUCUUGGAAUCUAAACCCAGGGGUCCUCAAGCUUUUCACAUGGACCAAAGACUUUGUCCCAACAAACACGAAUCAAAGCUCGGUCCAGUUUUGGGUUCGUAUUCAUGGUCUAGCUCAGGAAUACUGGAGACCGAAAAUCCUCUUCACUAUUGCCAGCAGUAUCGGUACGCCUAUCUGCAUAGACUCAACCUCGAACAAACCAUUGAUCGAACGCCCAUUUGGUCACUAUGUCCGUGUUCUGGUGGAUAUUGAUCUCUCGAAUGAUUUAAGGGACAAGAUCCUAGUUGAAAGGGCAGGAUAUGCCUUUUUUGUGGAUAUUGAAUACGAGAAACUACCAGAUUUUUGCAGCUUUUGUAAUAUUAUGGGUCAUACCAUCCACACCUGCAGAAGGAAACAACACAUAGAACAACAACCCAAAACCAAACCCAAUGACCAAAACAAGCAGUUCCGAACACCUAUGUCGGCUCCCAGAGGUAAAGAAGUUAGAAUUGAUAAAACCCCCCUGAUGUUGGAUAAACCAGUGGAGUCUAAAAAGAAUCGGUGA
Vicia villosa (hairy vetch) is the source of this 774-nucleotide messenger RNA. RefSeq lists its product as uncharacterized. Lineage: Eukaryota; Viridiplantae; Streptophyta; Magnoliopsida; Fabales; Fabaceae. The record is from RefSeq and is a predicted model, not a curated record. The transcript has a single exon. Bases 1 to 774 code for a protein of 257 amino acids.